Messenger RNA from Cetraspora pellucida, 7597 nucleotides. Lineage: Eukaryota; Fungi; Glomeromycota; Glomeromycetes; Diversisporales; Gigasporaceae. The record is from the annotation of a GenBank genome assembly.
GGAAAUUUUACAAAAUUCUGAUGACGCAAAAAGCACCGAACAAACUUUCAUUUUAGAUCAUAAUACUUAUCCUACUGAAAAAUUAUGUGAUCCAAGACUUGAUAGAUAUCAAGGUCCCGCACUUUUGGCCAUUAACAAUAGUAUUUUUCAACCAGAUGAUUUUAAAUCUUUGUUAAGUUUGGCUAAUAGUGAAAAAAGAAAUAAAUUUGAUAAAAUUGGAGUAAUGGGCAUCGGAUUUAAUUCAAUUUUUCAUAUUACUGAUGUCUGUUCUAUUGUUUCUGGGUCAUCUUACGUUUUAAUCGAUCCUCAUGCACAUGGUUAUUGCAAUUUAUCACCUGGUCAAAGAGGUUUCAAAGCCGAUUUUGUUGAACAUGACCUAGUUAAUAAGUACCCUGAUCAAUUUAUGCCCUUUUCAGUAGCUUUGAAUGGCCAUACUAAUCCUGAACUUUUAUAUCAAAUUGAUAUUACUAAUGCUAAAGAAAUUUCAAAUAAGAGAAAGUUAUUGGCCAAUAAUAUAAUCUCCAUGAUAACUUCUCCUUUAACUUCUGGAACUUUUGAAACUACUUACAGAAUGAACUUUUGUCAAAGUUCUAAUCAAGGUAGUAUUAAAAGUGAAUGGUUAAUCAUCAAUUAUAUUGCUGAUUUAAAUGAUGAACAUUAUAUGAAAUUUAAGACUUAUAUUCGUGAUUGCAAGUUUGUACCAAAUGUUGGUUUAGCUGUACGAAUAGAUGAUGUAUCAAAAAAUUUAGGAAAACUUUAUUGUUUUUUACCUUUACCUGGAAAUAAAGAUGAUUUUUCUGUUUCAAUUAACGGUUGUUUCGCCGUCAGCGCAUGGAAUAAAUAUUUAUUUGAAAAAGUCAUCCCGAUAGCAUGGAAAAAACUUUUAUCACAAGCUGCAGAAUGUAUAUCAUUUAAACAAAUUUACACACUUUGGCCAAUACCUAAAGAUGGAUACUCUCGAAGAUUAGAUGAAAACAGUUGUUUAUGGGCUAAUCUAUUACAAAAUGUUGUCAAUCAAAUUGAUCCUAAUCUUUACGUUUUUCGUGGUCCUUCAAAAUAUUUAUCAAUAAAUAAUGGAUAUUUGACUGAUAACACAUUUAGUAAAUCAACAAUUUUAUCCGAAAUAAUGACAAAAUUGGAAUUUCCUAUUUUUGCAAAUAUGCCGGAUUCAAUUGUCUAUACGUUAGAACAAAACAUUUCAAAACACAAACCAAUUUUAAAGUAUAUUACUCCAGAAAUUGUUUGUGAAUACAUUCGUUAUAACCUACAUAGGUUAAAUAUUCUUUUUCGUCAAGAAAAAUUAAUUUUGUUGGAAUAUGCUCUUAUGACUAAAGAUAUUUCUAAACUUUAUGGUCUUCCUUUACUUCCAGUUGGAAAUCGAACUUUUGCUACCUUUGGUCCUCAAAAUCAUGACAAAUUUUUUAUUGUUAGUAAAUAUGAACAUACCAUUAUUAAUGUUGAUCACUUAGGAAUAAUUGUUGAUACAACAAUUGAAGAAAAACUUUUAUCAACUUUACAAAAUUAUGCAGAAAAUAAUAUCAACAUUAAUGUUCAAAUUCUUUCCGAAGUUGAUUUAACUCCAACUUUAACAUUAUUGGGUUCAACCUUUGUGGAUAUUGAAUUUGAAAAAUAUAUAGUUUCAAAUUAUGAAAGUCUUAAGAACUAUGUAAUUGAGAUCAAUAACGUAACGGCUGUCCUCUUAUCUCUUAAAGAAAACCAUUCUUUUCCAUUAAACAUUACUCGAACAAUUUUUUCAGAUUCUCAAAAAGAGAAAUUAAUCAAUUAUAUUGGUGCUCAUUUACGUUAUGAAUCAUCUUUUGAUCAGAAUAUAAUAGAUGUAAUCAAGUACAUCCCAAUAUUUAAAGAAAUAAAUAAUGAUAAUUUUAUAAGCAUUGAUUCAUUAAACACAUCUGGAAAAAGAUAUUAUUUACUCCCUAAACAAGACGAAUUAUCAUGCGGACUUAUUAUUUCACCUUACGCAUUUUUGGAUGCUCACACAUCUGAUGAUAUUCGUUUUAUUCUUGAAAAAGUAAUUCAAGUUAAAAGAUUGGAGCAAAGAGAAUAUUGGAAAGAUCACGUUAUCUCUUAUUUAGAUUCUCAAACACCUUAUGUUAUGGAUCAAAUAAUCGUAAAGCUUUUUGAGAAAUGGAACAUUAUUAAACCUUUUCUAAAUGAUCUUUCUCAAAUAAAGUUUGUUAAAACUUGUUCUGAUCGAAAAAGUCCGAUCGAAAUUUUUGAUCCUGAUAAUGAACGAAUCAAAAUUUUAUUCUUUUCUAAUGAACCAUUCUUUCCUAAAAAAGAUUAUCCAACUCAUGAUUAUCUUUUUAAAUUACGUGAAUUGGGAAUGAAAAGAUCUAUGACUGGUUCGGACAUUGUUGAUCGAAUAGAAAAUUAUAAAAAAUUUAUAACAAAAAUACAUGAUUAUGAUGAUUUUGUUUCUAUCCAUGAAAAGUCACUUUUACUUUUAGAAUAUAUUGAUGAUCAUUACGAGGAAUUAAAAGAUGAUGUUUCGUUUAAGGAAAAACUUCAAACAUUAGUAUGGAUUCCUACCUUUAAACCAGGACCUGAUAAUCAACGUACAUUCUCAAAAGUUUCAGAUUGUCGAGAUAAUUUACAUCAAGAACUUGUUUCAUAUACAAUACCAAUAGUUGAUGUUAUGAUAAAAAAUAAAAAGUUUCGUCAAUUUCUUGGAUGGGAUAAAGAUCCACCAACAGAAAUUGUAAUAAAACAAUUAUUACAUUUGUUAAAUUUAAUGAAAGUAACAAGAAAGGAAUCUAAACAUUCUCUUAGAAAACGAAUCAAUGCAAAUUAUGAACAUUUAAAUAAUAUAAUUAAUCAACCAGAUGGUGAAACUCAUUUAACUCUUUUAAAACAAAAUUUAUCAAAGAAACCAUGGAUUAUGAAUGAUUUAGAAGAUUAUGAUCUUUAUUUUACUAAGAAUAUAGUAUUUUCUCUUCCAAAGUUUAUUCCAUAUGGUCAUUUUCUUCCACUUUCUUGGCAUAAUAGAAAGAAUUAUUCAUCGCUUUUUGAAAAACUUGGUGUUAGAAAAACACUUGAAACUCAAGAUUUUAUCAAAAUACUUCAAUGUGUUGAUUUUAAAGAUCCAAUAAAUAGGAACAAUAUAAUGACAAUAAUUAAUGUAUUAUCAAAAAGUGGAGAUGAUUUAACAGGACUAUUAAUUCCAAAUAUGAGAUGUCAGAUGGUAGAUUAUAAAAUAUUAUUUUUUGAUGAUAUGGGUCCAAGAGUUAAUAAUACAAUGAAAAAUUUUAGUACUUUGGCACAUUCAGAAAUUUCUAAGGAUCUCGCAAAUAGAUUACAGCUCAAAAAUUUAAGUGAGUCUCUCUUGAAAAAUAUGAUGUUUGAUUUUGGGCAAAAUGAAGAAGUAACAACAAGAUUGAAAAAUAUUCUUAGGGAUUAUGAUCGUAAAGAAAUGAUCUUUAGAGAAUUUCUCCAAAAUGCAGAUGAUGCUUAUGCAACUCGAUUCUGUGUUAUUCUUGAUGAUAGUGAAUAUUCAACCAAUUCUUUAUUAAACGAAGAAAUGAAAUGUUGGCAAGGACCUGCGAUAUGGAUAUAUAAUGAUGAACAAUUUACUGAUAACGAUUUCAACUCUCUUUGUAAUCUUGGAAAUAGUCACAAAUGGUCAAAACAAGAUAAAAUUGGAAAAUUUGGUGUUGGAUUUAAUUCAUGUUAUCAUUUUACAGAUUUACCACAAGUUAUAUCAAAAUCAAGUUUAAUAAUGUUCGAUUCACAAAGAAAAUAUUUAAAUAGUAGUGGGGCUAGAUUUGAUUUCAAUGAUUAUAAUGAAAAUCAUGUCUUCAAUAAAUUUGAAGAUCAGUUUGAAUCUUUUAGGAAACUUAAAGGUUGUGGGUUCAAACUUGAUUAUAAUGUAGAAUUCAAGGGAACUUUGUUUAGGCUGCCACUUAGACAAAAUGGAAUAGAAAGUUCUAUUUCAGAUAAUGUAAAUAGUAUUGACGAGAUUAUUGAAUUAUUGAAUAUUUUAAAGAAGGAUGCAAUGUCAGAAUUGAUAUUUCUACGCAAUGUAAAAUUUUUUGAAGUUUUUAGAAAAACUAACAAGGAAACUGAUCCAAAGCUCUUAUGGAAGGUUGAAGUCACAAAAAAUAAUGAAAAUCGUAAAUUAUAUGGAAAAGAAUCGCAAAUAUUUAAACUUGAUGUUCAAUUUUCGGAACAAACAAAAUGGUUUGGUAUAGCAGAAAAGAAACCGGAAAAGAAAACAUGGCUUAUAAGUUCAGGAAAAAAUGAUUUUUCUCUAAACAAACUAGGUACAUGGGGUGGAGUAGCUGUAUCGAUGCCUGAGAAACCAGAAAGUCCAUUGUCAUUAAAUGAAACUACUCAAAAUGGAAAAUUUUAUUCGUACCUUUCACUUACCAUUCCCUCAGGACUCUCAGUAAAUUUGCAUGCAAGUGGUUGGGCACUUUCAUCUGACCGAAGAAACAUUGUGUUUGGAAGUGAUAGUCAAGCAUGUGUUAAGGAUGAUGCAAAAGCAACUCAAAAUAAGAAUAUCUUGGACAAAAUUCUUCCAGAACUUCAUGUUAAACUUUUUGAAGAAUAUUUAAAAAUAGAAGAAUCUUCUAGAGCUAGAUUGCAAAAAAACUCCGAUUUUCAAGGUAUUUUACGAUUAUGGCCAAUCCCCGCAAAUAAAAAUCCAGAAAUUUCAAAAUAUGGAUUAAGCGUAAUCCAACUUGCAUCUAAAGGAGGUUAUAAAAUAUUUUGGUCAACACUUGACGGUGGUACAUACGUUAAUUUCAAUGACUGUGUCUUUUUAACUAAAAAAACACCUCCAACAGAAAUUCAUCAGGCAAUUAUUAGCUUGCUUCAUGAUCAAGGACGCCCUACAGUUUUAAUAGAUGAUAAACAUUUAGAAGAAUUAGAAAGUCUAAAUCCUCAAAAAGCUGAUUCCCCAUUUAUUCGAAGCAUUUUGAAAAAUAAUGAAUUUUUAUCAAAUAUUCGAGAAGAACACCUAUUUAUCAUACUUAGAUAUAUUCUUGAAGAUAAAAAAUAUGAUGAUCUCGAAAAUAUUCCAUUGGUUCCAUUAUUUGGCAAUCAAUUCGGAAAAUUUGACAAAAAUAAAGCAUAUUACAUAACUUCAAAGGAAGAGUAUAAAUUGUUUCAUAAGGCUGGUCCACGUUGUUUUAUUCCAACUGAAACACUUAAGACGCAAAAGUUAUUACCAUUCUUUAAUGAUGAAGAUUUCUGUAAUGCUACAAAUAUUAAAAAGUUUGGAGAGCCAACAAUUAAUGGUCUUCUAAAUCAAGAGAUAGAUAUUGCUUCGGAGCGAGAUUGGAAUCCAUCUGGUGCAUUGAUUCCAAAUCAGCAAUGGCUUGAUGAAAUAUGGAAACGUAUCAUUGACUCUCCCCUAGAACCGUAUAGUCCAUUCCCUUUAUUAGAAGUUUAUGAUCUGAAUAAUCAACGUAACCCUUAUCUUAUUAGUUUGAAAAAUGCUGAAUCCAAACCCUUAAUUCAUCAUAACUCUUCAACUAAUUCUGAUAUAAAACGAACAUUGGCAAAUCUUGGAAUUCGUUUCACUAAACAUCAAUAUGAUAAGAAACUUUCUAAAUAUAUUUACGAGUUAAAUCCAUCUAAUGUUUUAUCUGCCAUAAAAAAAUAUCAAUGCGUUGAGAAAAAGCUUUUCAUUGAUAAGAAAGAUAGGGAAGUUCUAUGUCAAUAUUUUUGUAAUGAUAUGAGUUUAAAUACAAGAUCAGGUGGUUACACGUAUAAUCUAGCAAAUGAAAUAUCAAGGUUACCUAUAUGGAAAACGCAUACUAAAGAUUCUGAUGGAAAUCCAAUAUGUAAAUCUAUUGCGGAUAAUGAUGUAUAUAUAGUUCCCACACCCACAAAUUCACAUAAUGAAUUUACAUUUUAUACACCGAAAAACAAAGCUGUUUAUUACUAUGAUACAGAAAACAAUGGCUUUAUGUGGACAUUAUUAUCAGGUGCACGUGCUAAGUUGCGUGAUAAAUUAGCAUUUGUUAGAGAUAUUAUUUCCUCUGAUAUGGAUGAAAUUCCUCAAGAUUUACAAGCAUCUUACUUGAAGUUUUUAAAUGAAAUAUUUGCUGAUGCUGAUAAUAUCUAUGGAUUAAAGGAUUAUCUAAAAGAUUUAAAAUUCCUUCCAAAUAAACAUUUUAAACUUGUUUGUGCAAGAGAUUUAUAUGACCAAAAUCACGAGUUAUUUAAAGUUAUUUACGAUGAAGAUCGAUUUCUUCAAAACAGUAUCCAAGAUAAUUCAAUUUCUUUAAAAGUACUUGAAGAUAUUGGAUUAAAAAGAAAAGUUGAUGAAUACACCUUUAUUAGAUGUGCUGAAGAAAUUGCAAACAAAUUUGAAAAAAAUAAAGAUAAUAAGGAUAAUUCUUCCGUACUUAGAAAUAUUAAAGAGUCAGCAAAAAAGACUGUAUUCUACUUUUAUGAUCAUCGUGAUUUAAAAUUUACUGAAGAAGAAUGGAAUGAAUUAGCAAAUAUUAAAUUUGUUCCAAUUUCGAAAUUUAAAUUUGGCCCAAAUAAAUUUUUAAAUGAUUUAUAUUCUCGUUAUUCUCGUUACGGAGAAGGCAUUGAAAAUGAAUUAGAAUGCUUUAAAAAUUUAUGUCAUCCAAAAUACGUGAAUCUUGCAUGGACACAAUUAGCAUUCUUUGAAGAUGAACCACCUGAAGAAAUUUUGAAAAAAUAUGAGGAAUUUGAAAUACCUCUUGGUGUACCUAAUAUUCCAACAAUCAUUAAUCAUUUAAAAGCAAUCCAAUCAACAGUAUCCAAGUCAAAUGAUUGGAACGAUUUAGGUAAAAUAGGUUCCCGUUUGAUAUUUGAGGAAUUAGGGCAGAUAUAUAAAAAAUUGGAAUUUAUUUGUGAAGAACAAAAAUCUAAUUUUCCUAGAGGACUUAAAAGGCUUCCAAUCUUUUUAAAUGGUACUAAUCCAUUCGAUUCACAAAGUUGGGUUACAGCAACAAAUCUUGAUUUAAGUCUUGAAGAAGAUUUCAGCCCAAAAAGAAGAGCCGUUGCUGAACAUCUUACACAAUAUCAAAACCUUUUAAAAUUAGCUGGUGUAAAUUCUUCUGACAUCCCUGUUUGGAGCAAGCCUGAACCUAAAGAAGAAAAUUCUAGCCAAUUGUCCAAAUCGAUGAUAGAGCUAUUGGAUGAUGGAAAUAAAACACCAUUUAAUAAUGUUUUGUUUAAUAUAAACGAUCAAGAAAUUUAUGCUAAUUCAUCAAUAUUAAUUUGUGCCGUUCCAUAUUUUAGAAAAAUAUUUCUCGAACCUUCACCAACAAACUUUUAUAAUGAAAUAUAUGAAGACAUAGAACCUGAUUCAUUUCGAAUAUUAUUAAGAUGGUUAUAUGGAGAGUCAUUAUCUCAAGCUAUACAAAAUAGCGGAAAGAAAUAUGAUGACGGAUAUUUUCAAAUUUAUCAAGAUUUUUUGAUAGCAUCUCAAAAAUUUGAUCUUAAGUCAAUUAAAGAAUUGGUUGAAUAUAAAUUAGCUAAGUACAUUAGUGACGAUUUAAUUGAUGACAAUUUAGAAAAAAUUAAAGAGUUAGCUGAUGAAUUUGGUUUAGAAGAACUCCUUAAAUAUUAUACGAAACGUAGAUUUGGUUCCUAG